AUGGUGCCAGGAGCCUCCACUAUCUCUGACAGCCUCCAUCCCUCAGAGAGGCUCAGCCAGACCUGUCAGCCUGCAGAAGGUGCAGAGCCCAGGGACAGGUCUCCCAGCUCCGUUGGACCCUUGGACUUCAACAACAUGGACACAUCCCUGAGCACUGACAUGGCCAGGGAAAGCCCACAGGUCCAAGUGGGAGCCCAGCCUGAUCCAGGGGAGCCGUCUCAGGAGCAGGUGGAGGAGCAGCAAGUGUCCUGGAGCCAGCAGCUGCCGGACCACAGCUCCCAGGUGACGGUGCUGGACGUGCCAGCUGGCAACAGCCCGUGCCUUGUGGAGGAAAAGAUUCCCGGGGGACCAGGGAGUUUCCUCUUUCUCCAGGAAGCUGCUCCCAUACAGCCACCAAAUACCAACAAGGCUUCCAAGCAGGUCAGAGCAAGGUGGCCGGCGCUGGCUGUGGCCGCUGCACAUGCGGACACUCGGGGGGUUCCUGGCAGCAUCAGGCCCUGUGAUGGAGGCAUUGUCUUCUCCUCACAGCCCGACGGCACCUGUGUUCCACUGGAGAUCGUGCUAAUGGAGAAGGUGGGCUUUGGCUGCCGCAGAAUCAUCCAGUUCCUCGACUGGCUCCAGCUGCCUGACAGCUUCGUGCUGGUGAUGGAGUGUCCAGAGCAAUCUCGGGAUCUCUUGCAUGUCCUGCAGGAGCAAGAGUUCCUGAGCGAGGAGGCGGCACGCUGGCUUUUCUGGCAGGUGCUGGAGGCCGUGUGGCACUGCACCGCCUGCAGUGUCCUGCACCGGGACAUCAAGCCAGAGAACCUCCUCAUAAACCCAGACACUGGGGACAUGAAGCUGAUCGACUUCGGUUGCGGCACCUUCCUCCAGGAGCGGGCCUGCACACAGUUUGCCAGUGAG
Messenger RNA from Cyanistes caeruleus (blue tit), 900 nucleotides. The record is from RefSeq and is a predicted model, not a curated record. NCBI's taxonomy places the organism in Eukaryota, Metazoa, Chordata, Aves, Passeriformes, Paridae.